GAGAGACAGAAAACUGUUACACUCCUGUGAUCUGCAUCUCCAGGUCUUCCCUUGCCAGUUACUCCUACCAUGGCCUCUUAUAGCUUCCGUCAGACCAGCAGCUCAGGCUCUUCCAGAGGGCUGGGGAGCGGUUUAGGUGGUGGGUCAGGUAGACUUUCUUUCAAAGCCCCAAGCGUCCAUGGUGGGUACGGGGGACAUGGCGUCUCUGUGUCCUCUGCUCGCUUUGUCUCCUCUGGGUUCGGUGGUGGCCUUGGUGGUGGGAGUAGCUAUGGCAGCAGUUACGGGUCAGGCGGUGGAUAUGGUGGAGGAUACAGCGUUAAUGUGAGCGGGGAUGCCCUGAUGUCUGGAAAUGAGAAGGAGACCAUGCAGAACCUCAAUGACCGCCUGGCCUCGUACCUGGACAAGGUGCGCUCGUUGGAGGCGGCAAACUCAGAGCUGGAGGUGAAGAUCCGGGAGUGGUACGAGAAGCAGGGACCCAGCCCUACACGCGAUUACAGCCACUAUUUCAAGGCCAUCGAGGAUCUCAGAGACAAGAUCUUGGCCGCCACCAUCGACAAUUCCAAGAUCGUCCUGCAAGUGGAUAACGCAAGACUGGCCGCCGAUGACUUCCGAACCAAGUUUGAGAACGAGCUUGCUCUUCGCCAGAGUGUGGAAGCUGACAUCAAUGGCCUCCGCAAAGUGCUGGACGAGCUGACCCUGUCUAGAACUGACUUGGAGCUCCAGAUUGAGAACUUGAAGGAGGAACUGGCUUACCUGAAGAAGAACCAUGAAGAGGAAGUGAAUGCCAUGCGUGGACAAGUUGGCGGACAAGUUAGCGUUGAAGUAGAUGCUGCUCCGGCUGUGGAUCUGUCUAGGAUUUUGGCCGAGAUGAGAGAUCAGUACGAAGUCAUGGCUGAGAAGAACCGCAAAGAUGCAGAAGCUUGGUUCUUCACCAAGACCGAGGAGCUGAACAAGGAAGUUGCAUCACACACAGAAGUGAUACAGACAAGCAAGACUGAAAUCACAGACUUAAGACGUACACUCCAGGGGCUGGAGAUUGAACUCCAAUCUCAGCUCAGCAUGAAAGCGUCACUAGAAGGUACACUGUCGGAGACGGAAGGACGGUAUGGUGCACAGUUGGCACAGAUACAACAUUUAAUAGGCAGCCUGGAAUCACAGCUUGGAGACCUCCGCUCUGACAUGGAAAGACAGAACCACGAAUACAAAGUGCUAAUGGACAUAAAGACACGUUUAGAAAAAGAAAUCGCCACUUAUCGACAGCUUCUGGAAGGACACGAUUCUCAAAUCACUGGAGGAUCGCCGAAAGAAGUUGUUAAAACCGGGGCGAAAUAAGACUUCCCCAGAAAUCAGCCGACUAGAAAUGCCCGCUUUAUCGAUCAUGAAAAGGCCAGGACGCUGGAAUCUUUCUUCUGCCGUUGGCUGCUGCAGGGCAAUUCUUCCACCAAGAUGUCUUUAGGUGGUGAUGCUUUGGGAGUUUGCUUCUGUAGACUGCAUUUAUACCUUUUGCUUCAGCUGUCUAAUAAAAUAGUAUCUUUUGGGUCAUGCAUAAAA
Spea bombifrons (plains spadefoot toad) is the source of this 1551-nucleotide messenger RNA. RefSeq names its product keratin, type I cytoskeletal 19. Gene Ontology annotation, molecular function: structural molecule activity. The record is from RefSeq and is a predicted model, not a curated record. Bases 70 to 1332 code for a protein of 420 amino acids. The transcript is spliced from 8 exons. NCBI's taxonomy places the organism in Eukaryota, Metazoa, Chordata, Amphibia, Anura, Pelobatidae.